This is a messenger RNA of Toxotes jaculatrix (banded archerfish), 1880 nucleotides long. It is a transcript of the gene qdpra, whose product is annotated as quinoid dihydropteridine reductase a. Gene Ontology annotation, biological process: L-phenylalanine catabolic process; tetrahydrobiopterin biosynthetic process. Bases 94 to 804 code for a protein of 236 amino acids. The record is from RefSeq and is a predicted model, not a curated record. Gene Ontology annotation, molecular function: NADH binding; NADPH binding; 6,7-dihydropteridine reductase activity. Gene Ontology annotation, cellular component: cytoplasm. The transcript is spliced from 7 exons. NCBI's taxonomy places the organism in Eukaryota, Metazoa, Chordata, Actinopteri, Toxotidae.
UCUUCCUCCUCUGUGUCUGUGGGGUCUGUGUAUUAAUGUGAAGCUGAGCCACAGCUCACUCACUCACCGCUUAACGCUAACCAGAGCAGAGACAUGGCUGCAAACCGGGUGAUCGUGUACGGUGGAAAAGGCGCUCUGGGCUCCAACAUUGUCCAACACUUCAAAUCCAAAGGAUGGUGGGUCGCUUGCAUCGACAUGGCUGCAAAUGAGGAGGCUAAUGAAAACGUGAUAGUGAAGAUGAGCGACUGUUUCACUGAGCAGGCGGAACAGGUGACGGCAGACGUGGCCCAGUUGCUAGGGGAACAAAAAGUAGAUGCCAUCUUGUGUGUGGCAGGAGGAUGGGCAGGAGGAAAAUGUAGUUCCAAAGAUUUAUACAAAAACACAGAUCUAAUGUGGAAACAGAGUGUGUGGACCUCCACCAUCUCCAGCCACCUCGCUGCUCUGCACCUGAAACCAGGCGGACUGUUGACUUUGGCCGGAGCUAAAGCGGCUCUGUCAGGCACCGGGGGCAUGGUAGGCUACGGCAUGGCCAAAGCUGCCGUCCACCAGCUGUGUCAGAGUCUAGCAGCAAAAAACAGCGGGUUGCCGUCAGACGCCGCUGCUGUGGCCAUACUUCCGGUUACCUUGGAUACGCCGAUGAACAGGAAGUUCAUGCCUGACGCAGAUUUCAGUUCCUGGACACCGCUGGAGUACAUUGCAGAAAUUUUUUUCAACUGGGCCACUGGGGUGAACCGGCCGGCGUCGGGAAGCCUGAUGCAGCUGCUGACCUCCGGAGGCGAAACCCAGGCUGUGGCCACUCAGUAGAGGACAGAGCGGAGCCGUGGAGACUGUGAUAGCGGUUAGUAGGGAGGGAGAGAUAAAGAUGGAUGGAAGCAGAGGGAGGGAGAGAUGAGAUGAUGGAGAAGCACUGAGAUAGAUAGAGAUUGGAGGAGAGAGGAGGAGGAUAUGGGGAAGGAGAGUUAGUGAGAUAGGAGGAGUGAUGAAGAGGGUUGGAAGGUGUGGAGGUGAAGAAGAGAGAUGGUGACAGAGAGGAGCUAAAUAAAAUAGGGAGGUGGAGGGGAGACCGCCAGAUGGGUUUGUUUUGGGGUGGAGAGGAGGAGGGGGGGCUUUCUUUGAAAAUACAGCCUCACAGCGCCAUCUAGCUGUAGAUCACUACAAUUAUCCCGCUGUAGCAGUCAAUCAGACUGUAUUACAUGUUUAGUAAUAGUAACACACCAUCAGCGUGUUUGGGACGCACACUGAAGGGUGAACUUCUCAGUCUUUCACAAAGAUUUACGUAAAGUAUUCAGAAUAAUUUCAGCCAUCAGUGAAGUGAAAUUGUCAUUAAAAUGUGUACAUGUGUCCUUUGUGCUCAGGCCAAUGUGGAAGCAGCCACCAGUUAAGAUGCAUAUAAAAUUUGUGAUACUCUGCCAUUGUAAUUCUGUCUCAUAACCGUGUUAUUACUAUAAUGUGGAAAAUUGCAGAAAAUGAACGAGCCAUUGUGUUUACUUUUUCUUUAUUUUACCUUCCCUCUCUUUGAUAAGGACCCCUGUCAUUUCAACUACUUAACACCUACAUUAGCUUCAGUAAUUUUCUGUAACAUCUAUGAAAUUCAACACCUACAGUGUCAGUCCUAUGUGGCGUGUGAGAUCCGUAGACCUUUUAGUUUGCGCUCCCUAGAGUCCCUCAAGGUCCUCUGCCACUGCGGAGUCGAAGAAAGCCGCUGUCUUCUCUCAAACGUACAAUACGCUUUAAAGUGGAGUGGCCUUAUUUUAUGUUUGGAACUAUCAAGUCCAAGUGUCCUUGGUGUGCGCGGUAUGAAAAAGGUGCUCUGGUCCAUGGGUUUUCUAAGUCGUGUAUUGUGACUGUGUCAAAAUUCACAAUAAAAUGAGUCAAAAUGA